Molecule: messenger RNA, 7844 nt
Organism: Stegostoma tigrinum
Lineage: Eukaryota; Metazoa; Chordata; Chondrichthyes; Orectolobiformes; Stegostomatidae
Gene: musk
Product: muscle, skeletal, receptor tyrosine kinase
Exons: 17
Coding region: 37-2934 (965 amino acids)
Biological process (GO): cell surface receptor protein tyrosine kinase signaling pathway; protein phosphorylation; multicellular organism development
Cellular component (GO): signaling receptor complex
Molecular function (GO): protein binding; transmembrane receptor protein tyrosine kinase activity; ATP binding
Source: RefSeq, a predicted model, not a curated record
GUCCAGAGACAUUACCAGCUAUAAACUCAAGUUUUAAUGCAGAGUACAAGAGUGGUUUGGCUGAGAAAUUCUUCUGUUCGCCACUUUGUCAUGACCUUUCCCCCAGUCGGCAUUCCAUUUCUGACGGUCUUCCUGAUGGCAACCGGGAGCUUGGUGGACGGGACACUUCCCAAAGCUCCUCAGAUUACCAGUCCCUUGGAGACGGUGGACGCUUUGGUUGAAGAUGAAGCUUCUUUCCUGUGUGGUGUGGACUCAUAUCCAGCAGCUGAGAUAAUCUGGACUCGUAAUAACAUUCCAAUAAGACCAUUUGACACACGCUACAGCACUAAAGAAAAUGGCCAGAUAUUAACUAUCCUCAGUGUUGAAGAUACAGAUAAUGGAGUGUAUUGCUGCACAGCGAACAAUGGUAUAGGGAGCUCUGUGCAAAGCUGUGGAGCUCUGCAGGUGAAAAUGAAACCAAAGAUCACUCGACCACCUACUGACGUCAGAGUGCUGCUAGGAUCAAAGGUUGUGUUACCUUGUAGUACAAUGGGCAACCCAAAGCCAGCCAUUUCAUGGAUCAAAGAUGAAACUGCACUCAAAAAAGAUCGUCCUCGAACCUCUGUCCUUGAGUCUGGGAACUUAAGAAUUCGCAGUGUUCAAAUUGAAGAUGCAGGACAAUAUCGUUGUCUGGCAAGGAACAGUCUGGGCCUGGAGUAUUCCAGAUCAGUAACUUUGGAAGUUCAGGUCCCUGCCAGAAUUGUGAAGGCUCCCACAUCGCAGAAUGUCACUUUUGGGUCUGAGGUGAUUCUGCAAUGCAAAGCCACAGGCUUCCCUAUUCCCACCAUCAAGUGGUUAGAGAAUGGAAAACCAGUUUCCACGGUCUUGAUUGAAAGCCGCAUUAAAGGGGAAGUGAUGGAGUCUAGAUUGCGUGUGCAUGUUACCAGGCCUUCACUGUUCACUUGCUUGACAACAAACAAACACAAUGAGGGGAGUACAACAGCAAAGGCCACUGCUACACUUGGUAUCACAGAAUGGAGGUUGUACAGAGGUGACUUGGGCUAUUGCAGUACCUAUCGCGGUGAGGUAUGCAAAGACAUACUUGGGAAAGACAAACUCGUUUUCUUCAAUUCUUCUUAUGCCGAUGCAGAGGGGACACAAGAGUCGAUGGCCAGGAGUGCAUGGACAGAAUUGGAUGGCGUCAGCUUGCUGUGCAAACCAGCUGCUGAGGCGUUGCUGUGUCACUUCAUAUACCAGGAUUGCAACCCAUCUGGUUUGGGGCCUGCACCGAAAGCAGUGUGUCGCGAACACUGCCUGGCUGUAAAAGAGCUUUAUUGCUACAAAGAGUGGCUCUCAACGGAAGAACAUUCACGCAAAGGAAUUUACUCUGCAGGCCUGAAGCUACCUGACUGUGACAGGCUUCCUAGCCUACACCAGGAUCCAGAUGCAUGCACUAAAGUCUCAUUUCUUGACAUGAAGAGAGGACUCAUUACCAAAAUGUGUUACAGCGACAAUGGAAGGUUCUAUCAAGGUUUGGUAAAUGUGACAGCAUCUGGUAUCCCCUGUCAGAAGUGGAGUGAACAGGCUCCCCAUUUCCACAGGCGUAUGCCAGAGUUAUUCCCAGAACUGACCAACUCGGACAACUACUGCCGUAAUCCAGGAGGUGAGAGUGAGCGCCCUUGGUGUUAUACCAUGGAUCGAACGGUGAGAUGGGAAUUCUGCAAUGUGCCUCUGUGUACUAAUGCUACCUCAAUAACGGGUGUGGAGCCUAAAGAAGGAACAUUAGACACACCCACCCUCACUUCUGCUACCUAUUCUAUGACCAUCAUCAUUUCCAUAAUCUCAAGCAUCGCAGCUUCUGUUCUUUUGAUAAUUAUAAUCUUUACUUGUCACCGUCGUCAAAAGGAAUGGCAGAACAGGAAAAGCUACAGAGGUACUGAAACACCUACCCUGGCAGCUCUUCCAUCAGAGCUGCUACUGGACAGACUUCAUCCUAACCCAAUGUACCAGCGUCUUCCUCUCCUUCUCAACCCUAAACUGCUGAGCCUUGAGUAUCCAAGAAAUAAUAUCGAGUAUGUGAGGGAUAUUGGAGAGGGAGCUUUCGGAAGAGUGUUCCAGGCCAGAGCCCCUCAGCUGUUGGAACAGGAGACUUCCGCUAUGGUGGCCGUGAAGAUGCUGAAAGAAGAGGCUUCGCCUGACAUGCAAGCAGAUUUCCAGAGAGAGGCAGCCCUCAUGGCAGAGUUUGACCACCCAAACAUUGUCAAAUUAUUAGGAGUGUGUGCUGUCGGAAAGCCAAUGUGUCUGCUCUUUGAGUACAUGGCUUUCGGAGACCUGAACGAGUUCCUACGCACGAGGUCAGCCGCCAACAUCCGCACCUUAAGUCAGGCCAGUUUCUCACAGCGGAGUAUUGGCUCGGGCAUGGAUCUGACCCCCCUCAGCUGCGCAGACCAGCUCAACAUUGCCAAGCAGAUCUCAGCUGGCAUGACUUACUUGUCCGAGCGCAAGUUCGUCCACCGGGACCUGGCCACGCGCAACUGUUUGGUGGGAGAGAACCUGGUGGUGAAGAUUGCUGACUUCGGACUCUCUAGGAAUAUCUACUCUGCGGACUAUUACAAAGCUAAUGAGAAUGAUGCCAUCCCCAUCAGGUGGAUGCCACCUGAAUCUAUUUUCUUCAAUCGUUACACGACCGAAUCUGACGUCUGGGCUUAUGGCGUGGUCCUUUGGGAAAUCUUCUCUUCUGGCAUGCAACCCUACUACGGCAUGGCUCACGAGGAGGUGAUUUACUACGUCCGAGAUGGGAACAUCCUGUCGUGCCCUGAGAACUGCCCGCCAGAGCUGUACAAUUUGAUGCGUCUCUGCUGGAGUAACAUGCCAUCCGACCGGCCGAGCUUUGCAAGCAUCCAUCGCAUUCUGGAGCGCAUGCACAAGAGAAUGACAGUCAUGGUGCCUGUCUAAUCCCCUUCUAACUCUCUAUCACUCCAUGUCCUGGACUCCGUAUGAGAAUGGUGAGCAUUGCGUUGACUGGCUUGGCUGCCAUGGACAACAGAAGUGGAGACACAAUGUGCCACCAGAACACACAGGAGCCAACAUUUAGGCCACUGCAGAACUCUCCCUUUCUGAAUCUUGUGUUUUAUGUAGCGUUUUAAAGACACCAGCCCUCAUGUCCUUUAUUCAGGAGUUACAGUAUGAUUUUGUAUACGUGAUGUAUGACAGCAUAUUGCGAGGGUUUCUGAUAGAAUAGAUAAGGGGAAACUGUUUCCACCAGCGUUGGGUCAGUGACCUGUGGUCAUAAAUUCAAGAUAAUUUAUUUGAUCCUUGCAUGGGAUGUGGGUCUGACUGGCAAAAUCAGCAUUUGCUAGGCACUCCUCAUUGCCCUCGAACAAGAGUUGCUUAUUGAGCCAUUUCAGAGCAGAGCAGAGGCAAAUCAUAUUUCUAUGGGUGCGAAUACAGAUGUAGGCCAGGCCGGGCAAGGAUAACAGACUUCCUUCCCCAAAGGACAUUGGCGAAUCAAAUGGGCUUUUACAGCAAUUAACAAGGGUUAUAUGGUCGCCAUUUUGCAAAGCAGAAUCAGCAGGACAAUAUGAGAUAACAAGGUGUAUAGCUGGAUGAACACAGCAGGCCAAGCACCAUUAGAGGAGCAGGAAAGCUGACGUUUCGGGUUAUCUCACAUUCUCCAGUGUCAGCAGUUCCUACUAUCUCUGUAACAGCAGGAAAAUAGUUCAUUUUAAAUCGCAGUGAUUUGUUAUUGCAGCACCUGAAAAGAUGAUGGAAACAGAUUCUACAGUCACUCUCAGAAUGGAAUUGACUCUUUGGGGAAAAAGGAGAAUUUGUCAGGACUUGGAGAGACAGCAGUAGUAGGGGGACAGCAAUGGGAGGAAUUGGAGAGCUUUCUGGAGCGCUUUCCACAGAACCAGUAAAAGUUUGAUGGGCUGAAUCACCUCCAUCUGUUCUGAUGGCUCUAUUACCAAGACAGACUUUAACACAAAGCAGAAUUAUUUCAAUCACUGACUACUGAUGAGGUAUUUUUUCUUUAAAUUCAUGCUGCACUGGUAGUUUAUCUUCUUGAGGAAUAAGUAUUGUAGAGAGAUAGCAGAUGAAUUUCAAUAGCCACCACUGAAAACCUGAGUCCAUCAACAGAGAGGAGGCCCAAUCCUCAUAUUUGUAAGUAACUGCCGAGCAGAGAUACAUGCUGCUGAAAGGUUUGCUUUAUUGAGUAAAUUAGUGCAAUGGAUAUGUCACACUGAAAUUUUGGCUUAACUAUCACGCAGAGGGAGGCACUUUACCAAUGUUGUGAAUAAUGGUGAAAAAUGCAGCGACGUUGUACACUUUUCACUGUAAUCUUGUACCCCAUACUUGAGUACACACGACAAUAAACCCUAAAUCUAAAUCUAAAUCCCCACAGCGUGGUUCCAACGGAGUUGGCCAGAGAUUCAUCGAAACACUGCAGAUAACAGCCGUUGAGCUAACUAUUGAACUAUUUAACUAGGCUGGACUGCCCUGUACUCGAACAAAUUGUAACUGAGUAAGAAUUUGUUCUGAGGAGCCUUGUUUUGAGGUGAGCUCCUAGAUCCUUUCCUUCGCACUGUGCACUUCAGUACUGCCUCUCCAAAGCCGUCUUUCAAAUCUGCUGGUGAUUUUCAGAUUCUGGUGUACUGAGUUAGGUAUGCCCGCAAUCCUUCAUGGAUCGUACAAACUGAACCUUUUUGUCUACAGCCAGAGCAUUUUCAUAAGAAAGAAUAGGCAUAAUGCAACACACAACUCUUCAGAUUUACCUAUUGUUUAGCAGCGCUUGUUCUUUCUUGUCUUCUUUAAGUGCAAUCUGAUGGAAAUUUCAUGCUCACAAUGAAGUGUUGUCAACACAAAAGAGAGCUUGGAAUUUGAGAAAAAUCAAAAACAAAACCCACAACUCAACAGUCCCCAUUGAUUCCAGCCAUGAAUAGUUGUUCAUCUUUGUGGGCACUACAAUUAGCAUGAAAACCCACUCUCACAUCAAAAUCUCUCAAGGCUGUUACAGAGCAGGGCAUUUGGGUGAAUGUCAGAACAUUUUCUACAGAUGGUGCAGUUGCAGUAAACUUAAUUAGUACUGGAAGGGCUGAGUCCCAACUCUUAGUUAAACUUCAACCACUAAAAAGGCAUAGUCAAUGAACAAAAUGAAACUAUAAGUUUGACAAUGUGUAUUCACAUUAUUGGCACACAUUAGACAGAUGCCUGUGUCAUUUUCGUGAAUGCCAUUGUGAUACUCUGCUUUCCAGCUAUCUUGAAACACAUUGGAGAGAUAAUGCAUGCACCAGGGUAACUUCACGUUUUUAAUUAGACUGGUGCACAAUGAUGUACUGUGUCAGAUACAAAUUACAUUAUUUUUAACCAAAUAUCCUCUAAUAUACAGCACCGAUUAUGUAAGGGUUCCUUUGGUCCCAUCCAUAACCCCUUGCUACAAGUUGUCUAAGAGACAGUAAUGAAUAUCAUGUUUAUUUCCAGAGUUUAGAUUUCUUUUCCUGUUAUACAUUAUCAACUUAAAGUUUUUGAGAAGAUUUGUAGCUCAGGUUGUGGAUGAGGUUGCAGACUUGCUUGCUGAACUGGUGUGUUUGGUUGCAAACGUUUCAUCAUUCUGCUGGGUAACAACAUCAGUGCGCCUCUGGUGAAGCAUUGGUUUUCUCAUCCGCUUGCUAUUUGUGUUCCUCAGUUUGCUGGGGUCGUUGGCAUUACUUCUGGUUAUGUAUUUCAGUGGUUUGUAUCACGGGUCCAGUUCAAAGUGUUUGUUGAUGGAGUUCCGGUUUGAACGCCAGGCCUCCAGAAAUUCCCUGGCAUAUCUGUUUGGAUUGUGCGAUUAUGGGUGUGUUGUCCCAGUCAAAUUUGUGUCCUUCUUUGUCUGUGUCCCGCAACCCGGAAUUGUGCAAAGUUUUUAAAGGAAUGGAUAUCCCAAAUGCACAAUCUGCCGUUACCUCCACAACAGACCACAACAAGAAAACACAUCACAGCCAGGCACACUAGUCACCCUAUGUACAUCAGGGACAUAUGAGAGAUGACCACAAGACUGCUCAGACCCCUUAGGUAUCAGGGUAGCCCACAAACCAACAACCACCCUGUGACAGCUACUGACGAAUGUAAAGGACCUCAUGCCCACAACCAAUAAAACUAAAAUAAUAUACAAAAUACCAAGCAAACCACUGAGAAAUAGAACCGGAAAUAAUGCCAGCCAUCCCAGCAAACAGAGGCAUAUAAAUAACAAACGGGACAGAACACCAACUCUUCACCGCAGGCACACUGACAAUGUUACCCAGCAGGGUGAUGUUUGCAACUGAACACACCAGCUCAGCGAGCAAGUCUAAAACCUCACACAUUAGCAAUCUUUCCUCUUAAAAUGUCUGUGUAUUUUGACUCCAUUGCUGCUGGUCUAAAUGCAGGUGUUUGGCUGGGGAGGUUAACCCACUUGAAGACCAUACCACUGUAAGGGGCUCAGGUUGACUUUUUUUUGCCGAGAAUUUGUAACAAUCUACCACUCUCUGCAUUAUUGAGGGAGGGAUAAUUAUGCUUUCAUUGGGAGGCAUUAAUGGAAUUUUGAUCAUGAACUUUAUACUACGGGCUCUUUUUAAAGAGACUCUGUAAAUGUUGCUCUAAACACGAUUUGCUUGCUGUAAUUCAAGCCCGCCUCCAGUGUUUUCACCAAUACAUUGAUGCCAAUAGAUACUGUAUUAAAGCAGCACACCAAUUUUCAAUUGUGUGUAUUACCAUGCAUUCGCUGUAUAUUGAAAGGUUAACAUGUGUCUUGUAACUUGAACUGGCAACAUAUGUUCGUGAGUCAGGGCAUAUGAUUCUGUGAAUACACCAGCAACAAUGGAACAGAAUAAGAAUAUCGAGACAAACUAAUCUAUCCUAUAAAAUUCAGCCCAAACUUAGUUGAAUCACAGCUCAGUGAGACUCACACAUUUCUCACCAUAAAUCCAGCAUGGGCAUCAUUCUGGGUUAGAGUGCUCAGACUGCUACAGCAUUUUAAAACAUAUCUUACUUCAAUCUAAAUGUUUUAUAAACACAAGAAUCCUGUCUUCCAAAUGCCUUAAGCAAUUUCAUUUCUAACUACUGAGCACACUUCCAGUCAGGCGGGAGCCAGGCAAUGUAAAUCUGCUAUUGCUGGCCGAUAUCCAAAUUGUAGCUCUCAGUGUCAGACCAGUCUCAACUGUAGUGUAAAUGCACCCUUAGUACAAAAUAAAUCCACCUCAUAGAACCAUGACUACAAAACCAUCUGCCCUUCUCAUGUCUGGAAGGCUGAGGAAACAUAGGCGUGUGUUGUCAUUUAUUGCAGAGCAGGGUUGGUAGCUGGUGCAAAACUCAGUGCUGACUAUAAGCUGAGGCAAUGGACAUAGGACAAGGACAGAAAUCUUAGGAUGCGUCCUGCUGUACAAAAGCAUUCUCCGGUUCUGCUUGGUUUUUGUUCCUACAGCAUUGGAUUCCAUUUGCUGCCUCCAUGUUUAAAUCAGUUCACUCAAAGUUACACUUUGUGUGACCAUUUAAAAUACUGCAGUAUGCCACUGAAUGAUUUGUUAUUGCCAGAGUGCUUGAAUUAUCUGAAAUAACCAUUCAACAGCGUUAAUGUAAAUUUUUAUAGUGAUACAACCAUUAAAUACUGUUUCUAGUGAUACUAAACAGGAUAGGAGCAGGACCCACUAAUUGAACUCAACUGCAAACUAUUCUAGAUGAAUGCAGUUGUUAGAAUUUAUAUGUUCCUUUAUAACUCAAUCAUGAAAUCCUUCUGUCCCACGUUGACUUCAAGGUAUUUCUUCAAAUGACUGUAAAGAUUUCUUCAUUGCAGUUCUUUAUAACAAAUCCUUUCUGUCUUUUGCAUCAUUGCAAAAUCAUUCAAAAACUGU